CCUUUGUUACCAAACAAGUAGUGAUUUGGGAAUUCAUGUGACUUUGAGUCGAUUUGUUGUUGUGUUUGAAGGGAACCGAUGGCUCACCCGAUGUCUGGUCAGGCCUUAGGACAAGCCAUGACUCAACCCAUGGCAGGACAACCGCCACCCGUGGGUGCAGUGUCUCAACCGGUGUCAGGCGGGGGUCCGUCGGCACCACAACCGUCCGAACAGAAGUACGAUUUGAUCGCAAGAGUCCGUCAACUCGUGUGGACUCUGAAGGAGUCGCUGGCAAAUGUGAUGAAAGUGUCCGCACAUAACAUCCAACACAACUCGCAGAUUGACAGCGGAUUGAAAGCGAGUGAAGAGUCCAAUAGUGUCGUGCGUUUUGACAAAGCGUUAGAAGACUUCUUCUCCAUUUGUAAUCAAAUAGAACUCUAUUUAGUGAGUGAUUCCUCGGCUGAGAAUAAAACAAUCCUGGAGUGUGCCAUACAGGCCAGGGAUAGUCACCAAUACCUGCCCUUCACUGUCAAUAAGACGGACAAUAUAGAGACGAACCCUAAUAUGACGCCCGACUCGAUGUCAUACAAUCAAUACUUAAUGACAAUCAAAGGUCAGGUGAACUUCGCGAAGAGUAUUCACGACAUGUUAGUCGAGGGCUCCAAACGCAUCACUCAACCCGACCUUCCAAUCAAUCCUACAAUGAGUUCAACGGCUCCGACACCUAAUAAUUGAUUGCAAUUGACGGC
Oppiella nova is the source of this 728-nucleotide messenger RNA. NCBI's taxonomy places the organism in Eukaryota, Metazoa, Arthropoda, Arachnida, Sarcoptiformes, Oppiidae. The record is from the annotation of a GenBank genome assembly.